AUGCAGCUGCGGCAUCUACGGACGCUGCAGGCGCCAGGUGAGGAGAUAGCGCGGAUCACAGCGCUAUGCUGGUCACCGAACAACAGGAGGCUUGCAGCCUCGACUUCUGAUCGUGUUGUGCACCUGUUUGAUGAGGUUGGCGAGAAGAAAGACAAGUUCAGCACCAAGCCUGCUGAUGCGAAUGGCCCGAAGAACUACAUGGUCACGGGCAUGGCCUUCUCCCCGGAUUCAACUCGUCUUGCUGUUGCGCAGAGCGACAACAUUGUGUUCAUCUACAAACUGGGGUUGGAAUGGGGAGAGAAGAAGUCGAUCUGCAACAAAUUCCUUCAAUCGAAUGCGGGCGUGACUUGUCUCACUUGGCCGAUGGAGCAGCCCAACGAGCUGGUGUUCGGGCUGACUGACGGGACAGUCAAGGUUGGGAUUAUCCGAUCCAACAAGGCGCAGAAGUUGUACAGCACAGACUCGUACGUGACGUCCUUGUGCUCGAGCCCAGACGGGCACUCAAUCCUUUCUGGCCAUGUCGACGGCUCGAUCUAUCGCUUCUCGUUCGAUGAGAGUGGAGGGCCAGCUCAUGUGAGGCUGGCGAUGCACACCUGUGUACCGCAAGCUCUUGCCUGGGGUGAGAACAUCAUAGCUGGUGGCAACGAUGGCAAGAUUGUGUUCUAUGACAUCGAAGGCGGGGUCUAUCAGUUGUUCGACUACUCGUCUGAUAUUGCGAAUCUCAAGGAGUUCACCGCCUGCUGUUUCAACCCGUCAGGUGAGAGUGCAGUUGUUGGUGCAUUCAACAGACUGCACGUUUUCAAUCUCAACAUUCGGAGGAACCUGUGGGAAGAAGCAGGGAUAAAGCAGAUUGAGAACAUGUACUCUGUCACUGCAAUGUCAUGGAAGCAGGACGGAUCGAGGCUGUGUGUUGGGACUCUUGCUGGUGCUAUCGACUGCUACGAUGCCUGUCUCCGUCGUUAUCGUUACAAGGGGAAGUUUGAGUUCACAUAUGUCUCUCUCUCUCAGGUGAUUGUGAAACGUUUGUCGUCGGGAACCAGGAUAGUUCUCAAGUCUCAUUUCCAAUAUGAGAUCGUCAAGAUCAACAUAUACCAAGAUCAAUACCUCGUUGCCCACACUCCCGAAACUCUCCUCAUCGGCAACCUUGAGUCAUGCAAGCUAUCUGAGGUACCAUGGAGUGGUUCAGGUUCAGAGAGGUUCAUCUUCGAAAACCCUUCUGUCUGCAUGGUCUACAAUGCAGGCGAGCUGACGCUGGUGGAGUACGGUCGGAAUGAAAUCUUGGGCUCAGCAAGGACAGAGCAUGUGUCUCCUCACUACAUCUCGUGCCGGUUGAACGAAUCGAAGUCUCUAGGAGAGCAGAGCGGAGAGCAGGAGAACAAGAAGAUCGCAUACUUGAUGGAUUUCCAGACCAUUCGCGUGCUUGAUCUGACAACCAGUCACACUGUAGCUACUGUCAAUCAUGAUGCUAAGGUCGACUGGCUGGAGCUGAACCCGUCGGCAACGAAGUUGCUCUACCGGGACAAACAUCGCCAACUACACCUGUUCGACCUCCUUUCUCAGACCAGGUCAACCCUCCUCAACUACUGCAGCUACGUGCAGUGGGUGCCCAACAGUGAUGUUGUGGUCGCCCAGAACCGCGACAACCUGUGUGUCUGGUACUCCAUCGAUGCCCCCGAGCGAGUCACCAUCUUCCAGAUCAAGGGAGACGUGGAGGACAUCGAGAGGGCUGGAGGCAGGACCGAGGUGAUCGUCGACGAAGGGAUUAACACCGUCUCCUACCGUCUGGACGAGACGCUGAUUGAGUUCGGGAGCUCGAUCGAGAACAAGGAGUAUGAGAAGGCUGUCACGCUGCUCGAGCAGCUGGAGUUCAGCCCGGAGACGGAGGCCAUGUGGUCCACCCUGUGUCAGCUGGCACUGCAGGACAACCGUCUCUUCAUAGCUGAGCGGUGCUGUGCGGCCCUCGGGGACACGGCCAAGGCCAUGUACCUGCGCAAGGUGAACGAGAUCGCGGAGGAAGCAGAGAGGUCCGGGCUGCCCGACGGGGCCCAGCACUUCAAGGUGCAAUCAGAAAUGGCGAAGCUGGAGAAGCACUUUGAGCGGGCUGAGCAGAUCCUGCUGGAGCAAGGGCAGGUGGAGGAGGCGAUGCAGAUGUACCAGGAGCUGCACCGGUGGGACGAGGCCAUCGCGAUCUCCGAGAGCAAGGGGAAGCCUGAGACGGAGGAGCUCAAGACGUCCUACCUGCAGUGGCUGCUGGUGACAGGGCAGGAGGAGAGGGCUGCCAAGCUCAAGGAGAAGGAGGGAGACAUUGAGACGGCCAUCCAGCUCUACCUGCAAGGAGGCCUGCCUGCCCGCGCUGCCGCCCUCGUGCAGAACCAACAGUAUCCUCAGACGCCGGAGAUGCUCGAGACGAUCGCUGCUGCACUUAGCAAGUCCGGGCUACACGAGAAGGCUGGAAACUUCUUUGAGAAGCUGAACAUGAUUGAACGAGCGUUGGAAUCCUACCGCAAGGGCAACGCGUACAGAAAGGCAGUCGAGCUUGCGAGGAGAAACUUUCCGCGAGAGGUGGUGCAGCUGGAGCUGGAGUGGGGCAACUGGCUCGUCUCGCAGAAGCAGCUGGACGCAGCCAUCAAUCACUUCAUCGAGGCAGGUCAGAACAUCAAGGCGAUAGAGGCCGCCAUUCAAGCGCGGCAAUGGUCCAAGGCGGUGCAGAUCGUGGAUACCCAGGACGACGACGUUGCCAGCCGAUUCUACAAGAUCAUCGCCCAGCACUUUGAGGAGACGAAGAACUACGAUGAUGCGGAGAGGUACUACAUCAAGGCUCGAUGCCCGCAGGAUGCUGUGGAGAUGUACACCCGCAUCAAGAAGUGGGAGAAGGUCCACAAGGUGGCUGUCUCCUUCAUGAGCGAGUCUGCCGUCAACACCCUCUACGUGAACCAGGCACAGAGGUAUUCCUCUUUCUUGACGGAGGCGCUGGGCUGGGAGGUGAGAGCUGGUCGGGGCAGGCUGGAGGCACAAGGGAAGCUGAAAGAAGCUGAGAAGCUUUACAUCAUGGUCAAGGAGCCCGACCUUGCGAUCAACAUGUACAAGAAGAACCGACACUACGAUCAGAUGAUCCGGCUAGUCGCCCAGCAUCGCAAGGAUCUUCUCUCGGAGACCUACCUGCACCUCGCCCAGCAGCUCGAAGCUGAAAACAAGUUCAAGGAGGCUGAGCGUCACUACGUGGACGGCAACGACUGGAAGAGCGCAGUGAACAUGUAUCGCGCCCACGACAUGUGGGACGAUGCGAUCAGAGUGGCGAAGACGCACGGAGGCGUCAACACGUCCCGGCAGGUGGCGUACGCGUGGGCCGUCAGCCUGGGAGGAGAAGCAGGAGCGAAGCUGCUCACCAAGUUCGGACUCAUCGAGCAGGCGAUCGACUACGCGACAGAGAGCGGGGCAUUCGAUCAGGCGUUCCAGCUGGCGAGAAGCUCGAUGAAAGGGAAGCUGCCUGAUGUCCACUUGAAGCAUGCUAUGUUCUUGGAGGACGAGGGGAGGUUCCGAGAGGCGGAGGAGGAGUUCAUCAAUGCCAAGAAGCCUAAGGAGGCGAUCGAGAUGUACAUCCAUCAGCAAGACUGGCCCAACGCACUGCGCAUUGCAGAGAAUCACGACCCGAAUUCGCGCAGCGACGUGAUGAUAGCAAAGGCUCGUUCGCAUAUGGACAAGAAGGACUUCAAGCAGGCCGAGAACAUCUUCGUCGAGGUCGGCAAGGCUGAGCUUGCAGUCAAGAUGUACAAGGAUGCAAGGAAGUGGGACGAUGCCAUUCGCAUCGCCAAGUCGCACGAGAACUCCCCAGGCAUCGGGUCAGGCAUGGUCUAUGAACUCCAGCAGGAGAAAGCUAGGGGCAUGUCAGCGCCUGACGCGCAGCAAGAUCUGAUGGCGCCAGGGAAGAUGUGGGAGGAGAGCGGCGACUACAGCAAGGCGAUCGACGCGUACCUCAAGAUCACAAGCUCGCACACUCAAGAUCUCGAAUACCUCGAAGAGAUUUGGGAGAAAGCGGUUGAGCUGGCAAUGAAUCAUGUUCACGGAAGAAUAACCGAAGUCGUGAGCGAAGUCAGUCGUCGUCUGGUAGACAUCGGGAGAUUCGAGCAGGCUGCUGAAUUUCUUGAGGGCAUCGACUCGCACAAGGAGGCGAUCGACGUCUACCUCCGUGCGGGGAUGUGGGACAAGGCGCGGGCGCUCGGGAAGACCUCUGCUCAGCUCGAGAGCUAUGUGGAGGACAUGAUGAAGAGGUCGUCAGACGCUAGAGGAGGAGCUGGAGGAGGAGCUGGAGGGCAGGGGAGCACCAACGCUGCAAGGGGGUCGGUGCCUGUUGCUGGGGUGGGGAGGACGAGCUCGAGCGGGGAAAGCAUCCAAGAGCUCGCUAAGAGGGGAGACUGGGAACGUUGCCUGCAGGUCGCCAAGAAGAUGGGCCAGGAAGCGGUCGACCAGUACGUCGUCCUCCAUGCCGCCUCCUCCUUCCGUGCGGGCGAGUCCAUGCAGGCAGUGCGGGUGCUCCAGCAGCACGGUACUCCCCUAGGAGCCUCCAACGUGGCGCUGUACAAGCAGAUCGCCAAGGAGAUCCUGGGACGAGGCCGUACCAAGGUUCUCUACAAGAUCUGGUCUGCCAUGCGAACGUCGGGCGGCGCAGACGCUGGGGAUCAGAGGGAGGUGGACAGAUACCUGCAGGCGGCGCACCUGCUCUGCCUCCAGGCGAGUUGCCGGGCGAGGGGAGCAGGGAUGGCGGAGGUGGAGCAGAAGAUUUGUGUAUCCCUCCUCCGCUUCUGCGACAUCCUCCCUGCCGACCGAGUCUUCUACGAGGCUGGAAUGGCAUGCAAGGCUGCCGGCAAGCUGAACCAGGCUUUCGUCUUCUGUAAUCGCUUCCUCGACAUCUGCGAUGCCAUGGAGGAGGCAGACAGCAGCAGCAUGAUCGAGAACACCGACUUCGAGGGCACAGACGUUCCUUUCGAGUUCAACUUGCAGGAGAAGGCUUUCGUGCCUGAGAACGACAGAGAGGAGGUUCGCGAUUGGGUUCUCCAACUCUCCAUGGACAAGAAGGUCGAGCCUGUCCUCGCGACUCGCUCCUGUUUCAAGUGCAACGCCAAGAACUACGAGGCCUCUCUGACAUGCUCGGGUUGCAACAUGAAGUUCAAGCCCUGCGUUGUCACGGGGGUAUCCCGUCAUGCGCGGAAAGAGGAGAACUGCCACCUGACGAGGUGUUCGUCAACUUUUCACAACGGCUCGACGUCCUUCAAAGAUUUCAUUGACUUCACAGUGAAGGGCUAAACCUCUUCCUCCUCCUCUUCCUCCCUCUCCCUCCCUCUUCCUCUCUCUCCCUCCCUCUUCCUCUCUUCUUCCCUCUUUGUACAUAUAAAUCUAAUAUGAGUUG
Messenger RNA from Guillardia theta CCMP2712, 5404 nucleotides. RefSeq lists its product as hypothetical. Gene Ontology annotation, molecular function: protein binding. Bases 1 to 5301 code for a protein of 1766 amino acids. The transcript has 29 exons. Lineage: Eukaryota; Cryptophyceae; Pyrenomonadales; Geminigeraceae. The record is from RefSeq and is a predicted model, not a curated record. Gene Ontology annotation, biological process: intraciliary transport. Gene Ontology annotation, cellular component: intraciliary transport particle B; ciliary basal body; axoneme.